Molecule: messenger RNA, 372 nt
Organism: Fomitiporia mediterranea MF3/22
Lineage: Eukaryota; Fungi; Basidiomycota; Agaricomycetes; Hymenochaetales; Hymenochaetaceae
Product: phosphatases II
Exons: 1
Biological process (GO): protein dephosphorylation
Cellular component (GO): cytoplasm
Molecular function (GO): protein tyrosine/serine/threonine phosphatase activity
Source: RefSeq, a predicted model, not a curated record
AUCUUCGUUGGUUCACGUCCAGCCGCCUGCAAACCCUUCCUCCUUGAAAACCAUAUUACACAUGUGUUGUCUAUUGGGGUGGGUCCCGAAGAGGACUUGUCUCCCGAAAUCACUGUAAAGAAAAUUGAAUUAGAGGAUGAGGCGGAAGCAAAGAUCGAGGACAUACUUGACGAAGCUUGUCAAUUUAUCGAUGAGGGGACAACAGGAAGUAACAUGGUUCUCGUCCAUUGUCAUGCUGGUGGAUCUCAGUCCCCAGCUGUGGCCAUAAACUAUCUACAUCGCCGCAAAGGUUUCUCUCUACCCUGUGCCUUCUUUUUUGUCUCCACAAGGAGACCUGUCAUGGAUCUCAAUAGAGGUUUCCAAGAUUACAUU